Molecule: messenger RNA, 336 nt
Organism: Entrophospora sp. SA101
Lineage: Eukaryota; Fungi; Glomeromycota; Glomeromycetes; Entrophosporales; Entrophosporaceae
Source: the annotation of a GenBank genome assembly
AUGAUAAAUUUAAGAGUAUUGACUGCUGACAAUGACUUUGAAUUAUCACACUCCAAAUUUGCACAUAAAGCAACACCAGUAAAAAUAGUCAAAGAUCACAUUAAAUGUUUAAGAACUAAUAAGUGCAUACUUGAUACCUAUUUCAUGCAUAACCUUUCUGAAAAAGUUGCUAAUGAUUCCACUUUUUUUAGACUACAAUCAGCUGAAGGACAACUCUUUGGAAUUGACUUACUUGAUUAUAGAUUACACCUUGGUUUGGAUGGCCUAGCAUAUAGAUUUCCUGCACAGCUAAGUGACAUUAAUGUAUCAAAAAACGCACUGGAAGUUUUAAGCUAA